Hemicordylus capensis (graceful crag lizard) is the source of this 1674-nucleotide messenger RNA. RefSeq names its product keratin, type I cytoskeletal 24-like. Bases 1 to 1431 code for a protein of 476 amino acids. Gene Ontology annotation, molecular function: structural molecule activity. NCBI's taxonomy places the organism in Eukaryota, Metazoa, Chordata, Lepidosauria, Squamata, Cordylidae. The transcript has 9 exons. The record is from RefSeq and is a predicted model, not a curated record.
AUGUCUGUUCGGAUUUCCUCUGGAUCCAGGAGAAUUUCUUCCCUUGUUACGGGUGAUGGAGGUGUCAAAAUGGGAAGUAUUGGAGGAGGCAGUCUGUAUAACUUUGGUGGGGGAUCUCUGGCAGGGCUAGGCAGUGGCUAUGGAGGGGGUGCAUGCAGUGGCUUUGGUGGAGCUGGCUAUGGUGGAGCUGGCUAUGGUGGAGCUUGUUUUGGUAGUGCCUCUGUGGCAGGUGGGGGUUAUGGAGCAAGCUAUCGCUCUAGUUCUGUUGUCGGCAUGGGUGGUGGCAUGGGGGGUAGCAUGGGGGGUGGCUUUGGUGGGGGUGAGACUGUCCUCUUGGCUGGUGCCGAAAAAGAAACCAUGCAGAACCUCAACAACCGCCUAGCAAACUAUCUGGAAAAGGUCCGUUCUCUGGAGGAGGCCAAUGCUGAGCUUGAGCUUAAAAUCCGUCACUGGUAUGAAAAAAAUGGACCUGGAGCUCCUGGAGUUGUCCGUGAUUACAGCAAAUAUCACCAUAUAAUUGAAGAUCUUCGAAACCAGAUAGUCAAUGUUACAACUGACAAUGCCAAUGUAGUGUUGCAGAUUGACAAUGCCAGGCUUGCUGCUGAUGACUUCCGACUGAAAUUUGAAAACGAGCUCUUCCUUCGCCAGAGUGUUGAAGCAGACAUCAAUGGUCUGCGCAGAGUUCUUGAUGACCUGACCAUGAACAGGUCUGACCUGGAGGCACAGCUUGAAAGCCUCACAGAGGAACUGGCUUAUCUUAAGAAGAAUCAUGAGGAGGAAAUUACCUUACUGAAAAGUAGCUGUACGGGUGAUGUCACUGUGGAAAUGAAUGCCGCCCCAGGAGUAGACCUGACCAAGCUGCUGAAUGACAUGAGAGCUCAAUAUGAAGACCUUGCAGAACAGAAUCGCAGAGAGGCUGAGGAACAGUUCAACAAAAUGAGUCAACCACUGCAGCAGCAGAUCUAUGACGAUGCGGGUGCUGUAAGCUCAGCCAGGAGUGAAUUAACAGAACUGAGACGCUCCAUACAAGCAAUGGAAAUUGAGCUACAAUCCCUUCUAGCUAAGAAAGCCUCUCUGGAAGGUACUGUGACAGAAACUGAAGGGUCGUACAGCACCCAGCUUUCACAAUUACAGCAUCAAGUUAGCAAUCUGGAGGAACAGCUACAGCAGAUCAGGUCUGAGACAGAGUGCCAAAAUUCAGAGUAUCAACAACUACUAGGCAUCAAGACCCGCCUGGAAAUGGAAAUUGAAACAUACAGGCGCCUGCUAGAUGGGGAAAGUCACAUGAAAUAUUCUGCCUCCCUCUCCAUCUCACCAGCAAAGCAAGGCUUUGUCUCCUAUCUGGUGGUUAAAACCAUUGUGGAAGAGAUGGUGGAUGGCAAAGUAGUCUCUUCUCAAGUGAAAUCAGUUGAAGAAAGGGCAGCUAAAUGAGAAGCAUGAAAAACAAAAUAGGGACCCCUUCAACGCAUGGCAGCAAGGGGAAACCCAAGCAGAAGAAACCUCCAGGAACUAAAAUCAAUCACAGCUUAGUAGUUUCUUGAAAUAAGGGAUACAGAAAAGAACACAAUAUGCUUUCUUCCAACUCUACAGAGGUACACUCUUUGAGAGUUACUGAGAAGAACUACAUUCUCUUUACUGCUUCAAUACAAUAAACUUUCUUCCUGUUGCAAAUUG